Messenger RNA from Micromonas pusilla CCMP1545, 1545 nucleotides. RefSeq lists its product as uncharacterized. NCBI's taxonomy places the organism in Eukaryota, Viridiplantae, Chlorophyta, Mamiellophyceae, Mamiellales, Mamiellaceae. The transcript is spliced from 2 exons. The record is from RefSeq and is a predicted model, not a curated record. Gene Ontology annotation, biological process: enzyme-directed rRNA pseudouridine synthesis. The coding region runs from base 1 to 1494 and encodes 497 amino acids. Gene Ontology annotation, molecular function: RNA binding; pseudouridine synthase activity.
AUGGAUCUGUUCGCUUCGCCGCCGUCGCCGUCCGACUACGUGUCGAUUCGCGGGAUGCGAAUCGUCAAGCCGUACGCGUUCGACUUCGUGUGCCACGUGAAGAAGCGCAUGGAGGGCGUCGACGUCGUCGAGCUCUUCGCGCGGGAGUUCCCGGCGCGGCCGCGGGAGUAUUACGAGAGAGCGCACGCGAGCGGGGCGUUACGCGUGGAGAACGUUCGCGCGAAGAGUAACGGCGGUAACGGUGGUAACGGUGGUAACGAUAACGCACGCACGAGUGACGUUAUCAGACCGCUGCGCCCCCUCAAGGCUGGCGAACGCGUGCGACACGCGUUGCACCGCCACGAACCCCCCACGCUGGACCGCCCGGUGGAGGUGAUCGCCGUCGCGGACGACCUCGUCGCGAUACACAAGCCCGCGACGAUGCCCGUGCACCCGACGGGGCAGUACAGGAAGAACACGGUGCUCGGAUACCUCGCCGCGCAUCGACGCGACCUCGGGAAGCUUUUCCCGGUGCAUCGAUUGGACAAAAACGUCAGCGGGUUGCUCGUGAUGGCGAGGACCCCGACGACCGCGAACGCGAUGCGGACGCAGGUGGAGGGGCGGGAGGUGUCGAAGGAGUACCUCGCGUUGGUGACGAUGAAGAUCUUCAACGCGGGGGGGAACGCGGAAACGGUCGCGGCGGCGGCGUUAACCGCGUUCGCGCGCGAGGAAGGCACCGACGUCUUCGCGGCGCGGUGCGACGCCGCCGUCGCGUACGACGAACGCGCGCGCGUCGCGUCGUGCGACGUCUCCGUCGCGGACGGCGCGAAGGACGCGUCGACGGCGUUCGAGCUCGUCGCGCGCGGGGAGUGGGGCGUCGGCGGCGGCGACGGCGGCGGCGACGGCGGCAGCGCGUGCCCGUUCGAAGACGUCGUCGUCAGAGGCGGUCUUCCGAGGCGCGCGCUUCUCGUUCGAUGUCGCCCGACGACGGGCCGCACGCACCAGAUCCGCGCGCACCUCUCGCGUCUCGGGUGGCCCAUCGUGAACGACGUCAAGUACGGCGGCGCUCGCGCGGCGGACCUGGGCGGAGACGCGCUCGCGCUCGACGCGGGGGACGCGGACCGUCGCGACAACCGCGACGGUUCGCGUCCCGACGGUUACGGCGCGGCGUUGCGGCGGAUCGUGUCGGACGGAGACGGCGACGUCCGCGAGCUCGCCGACGGCGAGACGGUUCCCGCGCCGCCCGAGGGACCGACCGCGACGGCGACGGGGACACAGCUGGCGACUGGGUACUCCUCUUUCUCCUCCUCCUCCUUCCCGUCGUGCGCGCACUGCCCGUUCGUCGCGCACGGCGUGAGCGGACAGACGUCGGACGACUUCGCGGAGGGGGACUUGGAGCGACUCGCGCUGCACUGUUCGAGAUACAGCGGCGCGGGGUGGGCGUUUCGGUGCCCGGACCCGCCGUGGCUUCCGGCGAUCGAUCCAGCUGAUCGAUCGGGGGAUCGCGACGAAUAAAUCCGAUUAGCGACUUCACUACAGUACUAGCUAGCGAAACGUAUUCCAGCA